AUGCACGCCCCAGCGCCCACGACGCGUCUCUGCUCGUCUCCGACGCGAUGACAGCCCCUCUGCGCGGCACGCCCCGAUUGUCUGGCAUCCCCGCGUCCCAGAACACCGCGCCUGUUGCUGAAUUCCGGUGCCUCUUUACUCACGACACGCGCAAGAAGCAAAAGAAAUGGCAGGAUGGCUAUCUCAAGUUCCACUCCUUCAACAGCCGCGUUAUUGUCUAUGACGCGUCGCGGUUUACUGUCGGCGACACGUACUACAAGGAUAGCAAUGAGCUGCACGAAGGCGACGAGCUCAUGUUGGACAAGGGCGUCAUGGUCGAGGUAGCAGAGCCCGUCGGCGUCACCCAGACCGACCUCACUCCUCUGUUCGAGCGGAAAACAAAGGACUCGCCACAACGCAACAACCCUGCAGGCCCUCCGAGGCCGCUGCCUAGACCGACCCUCCCCGCAAGCAACCCUCUGCGAGCGGUGUCGCAGCCACGACACAAGUCUUUGAACGCAUUAUUGGGUACUUCGAGAGGUCCAAUUGGCAAGGCAGCGCCAAUAAAAUCUCCGUUCGAGGAGCGGAUGGAGAAGGAGAACCAUCCUGUCGAGGAAAGAGCGCCCAAGAGACAGAAGACGGCACAUGAAAGGCAGGAACAACAGGCACCCAGCCGGCCUGCACCUCGCGAGACGUCGUCAAAGACAGUUUCGUCUCUGUCUGCUCGGCUAAUGCACAGCAACACGAUUCCAAGGCCGCAGGCUGUCCAGAUCAUUCCACGCGGCGCAACCGUCAUUAGCUUGAGUUCCCAGCCUGAGACAGACAACAUCCCUUCCGACGUCACCCUUCCUCAUACGCCUGCCAGACCGCAAUCGGGGGUCUGUCCACCGACUAACUCCUUUCCACCAGUUCAGAGAGAGUCCCCACCUCAACCAAUUGCUCCAAGGACACCCAAUAUACCAAAGAGAAGGGUUCCCAUAUCGAGCGUGAAGGCACAGCAGAAGCCCCAACCACGUGCACCGCCUUCUUCCCCUCCCGUCAGUGCAUCGAACCGCAUUGAAAACGUCGACUUUACCAUCGAACCUGUGUCUGAUCCUCCCAGGGAACCGUCUCCUAUCCCGUCACCUCCCAAACCGUGGCCCGUGGAGAAGAGGAAAACCAAAGCUCUCAAGUUGUCAACAGGAGCUAAGCGAGGGAUGCUCCUAUGUCAGUCUGCGCCAAUCAGGAGGCGGCCAAGUCCAGAUGAGCUGGAUCCGCAAACCUCUACCGCCGUACGAAACGGUGAAAAUGCGCUUCCGCAAAGAGUCAUGUUCGGUGAAGGUUCUCGGAGAGAAAGCAUUGCCAUCCAAGAUGCAAUGGGAAAGGCCAGCCACAGUAGAAUGGAUGUCUGGACUACCGUAGGGCCAUCUAGAGAAGCUACGAAGUCUGUCGAAGGCACUGUCCAGUCACCUUUGGAGACUCUGGAUGACCUGGAAUUGGCGCAUGGAUUCUUGGAUCAGCAGUUGCUGGUGACGCCGUCGUCACCCCAUCUUCACUUUAGGUCGACUGCCUCCAAAUCUCCUGCAACAGCCAAACCCAAAAUCACCAAACGCGCAUCAACGAAGCUCCCCAAGAGCACGAAAAGAGCAUGUGAAACACCUACGGAAGGCCCAAUACCCAAACUGAGUAAGGCCAAAGCUACGCAGCCCAAAGACCCAGCGGCUAGGCCUGCGAAAAGGAAGAAAGCCGACAAAGCAGAGCCGCCUGCCAUUUCGCGCUCAUCCUCUCCUGCAGCAGUGUGUAUUAGAAAGGAACCACCCUUGUCAAACCCACGUGCCGUGCUAUCUGAACCACAUGAACGAUCACGAACGACUUCCAUUUCGUUAUCCCCUGGUAAGCUAGCAGCAUUGUCAACGGGUGGUUUCAAGAAAAAGCCCAAACGAACCAAAGCACUCUUGACUGCCUCCGACAACCUUGACCCCGCCCCACCCCUACGACCCGUAACCGUAGCCCUCCCACCACAUCCUCUCCGUUCUAGCAAGAAUGGUCCUCUCAUGAGCACAACCGAGCUAUCCGCGCUCCUCCAAAAUGGUCCAAAGUCGAUGCGACCUGAAGACGAUCCCAUCGACGACAGUACGCAAGGAGACAGCAACGUAUUGCCUUCAAAGCGUUCCUCGGGAUUCCAUCGUUCGCGCAGUGAGAACGACGCGCCCAUUCCGUCUACCAGCGAUGAGUGGGAGCAAAAAAGUUUGCCCAAACCCUCAGACACGACCAAGUUUGCUUCCGCCUCCGGUAGCCGAAAUGCAAAGCCGAAAGCGGGCGGACUCGCCGCGCUAGUCAAGAAGACCGACCCGCGGCGUAAGUUCCAGCGUACCCAGAGUCUGAACGUGGAUACCCCGCUGGCAAAUGCAGGUUUGGAGACGCCCGAGGUAGUCAGUCCGCCUCCGGUAGACACCGACGUUGGACCUUGGAGUAGUGAAGCAUUUGAUCUUUUCGAUUGGAAACCCCCAGGGAAGGAGUGGAAGGCUGAAGGCGGCAAAAUGAGAUUAGUCGACGUUGCGGAUGAGGAAGACAGCGGUGUUGGAAUGCUUAUUGAUGCACGAUAGGAUGAGUUGGUAGACUGGUCUGGAGCGCAGGGUUGCUGACUAUAUGAUUUGACGCAUCAAUAUAUGAUCACGACAAAGCCUGGUCUACGACUUUCACCGCACGUGCUGGGGAUCCCUCCCCUACAGACGACAUGUAUGCCAAUAAACAACUUUGUCGGGAAAGUGCACGAGAUGGCUGGCUCAAUAGCCGUGCAAUAUCUGUCGAUGAUAACUCCAAUGUUAAAUCCUCAUCGAACGUUCGUGUCAACCAUAUGU
Paraphaeosphaeria sporulosa is the source of this 2819-nucleotide messenger RNA. RefSeq lists its product as uncharacterized. Bases 48 to 2564 code for a protein of 838 amino acids. Gene Ontology annotation, biological process: double-strand break repair. The record is from RefSeq and is a predicted model, not a curated record. NCBI's taxonomy places the organism in Eukaryota, Fungi, Ascomycota, Dothideomycetes, Pleosporales, Didymosphaeriaceae. Gene Ontology annotation, cellular component: site of double-strand break; nucleus. The transcript has a single exon.